AUAAAUACAUAAAUAAUGUAUUUUUUUUCUUAUUUUCUCCUUGAACUGAUCUCAAGGUAAUCUAACGGCAGAGAUAAUAGCAUACUCUUCAUCCAUUCAUUAUUCACUUCCAGAGUUCAGACAAAGGUUCUGAUGGUCCCACGAGAUCAUCUUCAAGCUCAAGCCCGCUAAACCUCAUCCCCAACUCAAAACGUUAUCCCUUCCUUCCUUAACCUGUGCAUAAACCCUCUCUCGCUGAUCCUGCGGAUCAUCAUCUCCUUCUCCACAAGAACCUCCAAAACCCUAACAAUGGCGACCCACUAAACCCUAGCUCCCCAACCACAUACCAUGGAUCUCUUGGCCCCUCCCAAUCUCCUCCCUUCUCCCUUCCCGUCCAACCCCAAGAUCACCCCUGUCCCCAAGGUUAGGGUUAGGGUUAGUAUUGGCGUUUCCAUCAAUCGGCUCCGCACGCUCGCGAGCUCCAAGACUCUGAACGGCCAUCUCACCCUUGGCUCCGCCCAUCAAGACCCCGACGCCGACCGCGAAGACAACCAACGACUCCAGCGCCUCGUCCGCAAUGGCGAUCUCGAGGAAGGCCUCAAGCUUUUGGAGCGCACGGCAUUCCGUGGCGGCAUCCCCGAUAUCAUCCCUUGCACCAGCCUCAUCCGUGGGUUCUGCCGCGCCGGCCGCACCGCGAAGGCUGCGCGCGUGCUCGACCUCGUCGAGCGCUCCGGCGCCUCCCCUGAUGUCAUCACCUUCAACGUCAUGAUCAGUGGUUACUGCAAGUCCGGCGAGCCGGAGCUCGCUCUCCGGCUCCUCCGCCGCAUGUCCGUCCCUCCCGACGUGGUCACCUACAAUACCAUCUUUCAAUGUUUGUGUGAAAGGAGGAAACUUGACAAAGCCCUUGAGUUGCUUGAUGAAAUGCUUCAGAGAGGUUGUGCUCCAGAUGUUUUCACUUACACUAUACUGAUUGAAGCAAUGUGCAAAGAUAGCGGUGUCGGGCAAGCGAUGAAGCUUUUGGAUGAAAUGCACGCCAAAGGUUGCAAGCCGGAUGUCGUCACUUACAAUGUGAUCAUCAAUGGAAUUUGCAAGGAAGGGAGGUUGGAUGAAGCUAUAAGAUUCUUAAAUGCAAUGCCGAGUUAUGGAUGUAAUCCGAAUGUGAUAAGCCAUAACAUUAUAUUGAGGAGUAUGUGUAGCACCGGCCGGUGGAUGGAUGCGGAGAAGUUGUUGGCUGAUAUGGUUGGGAAGGGAUGCGCGCCUAGUGUGGUGACUUUUAACAUCUUGAUUAAUUUCUUGUGCCGGAAGGGAUUGUUAGGACGAGCUAUGGAUGUGUUGGAGAGAAUGCCGGAGCAUGGCUGUACGCCUAACUCGUUGAGUUAUAACCCAUUGCUUCACGGGUUCUGCAAGGAGAAGAAGAUGGACAGAGCAAUUGAAUGUUUGGAGGUGAUGGUCUCGAGAGGGUGUUACCCGGAUAUUGUGACUUAUAAUACAUUGCUUACAGCAUUGUGCAAGGUUGGGAAGGUUGAUGUGGCUGUGGAGUUGCUUAGUCAGCUUGGUAGCAAGGGAUGCAAUCCUGUUUUGAUUAGUUAUAAUACUGUUAUCGAUGGACUCUCCAAGGUCGGGAAUACUGAAAAGGCGUUUGAACUUCUCAGAGAGAUGAAGACAAAGGGUCUGCAUCCUGAUAUAAUUACUUAUGCUUCACUUGUGGCUGGGCUCAGUAGAGAAGGCAAGGUCAGGGAAGCGAUUAAGGUAUUUCAUGAAAUGCAGGACGAUGGUAUCAGGCCUAAUGCCAUCACUUGCAAUUCAAUCAUUCUUGGACUCUGUAAAGCCAGGCAAACAGAUCAGGCUAUUGAUUUCUAUGCUGAUAUGGUGUCUUUGGGAUGUAUGCCCACUGAAUCAACCUACACUAUACUCAUAGAAGGACUAGCUUAUGAAGGCAUGUCCGAGGAGGCCUUGGAGUUACUAAGUGAAUUGUGUUCUCGAGGGGUUGUGAAGAAAACCUCAAUGCAGAAUGUGAAGGUGUAGGUUGAAGCAUAGAUUGUUUUGAGGAUAUUGGUUGAAUAUCGGGAGGUAUUGGAAAAUUGGUUUCCAUGGAUUUCGCUAACUCCCAUUUUACUAGGAAACCGACUUGAUGAUUUUCUGUACAAGCACUGAAAUGCUUCUUCAGUUAACGUUGCUGGAAGCUAAAUACAAGAGAAUAAUACAUUGGGGAUGCCAAAAUUUCAACACUAUUAAACUGAGGGUUUUGUUGUACAUGAUUGAUGGGUUUUCAGCCUGCCACAUUAUUUCUUGUUAGAAAAACAUUUUCAUCAUCUCUCUUUCCUGAAAAAGAAUAUGUGAUAAAAAUCUGCAUUAUUAAUGCCUGUAUAAGUUUAUUGAGUUGACCUCUUUCUUCAUUGUGUUACUAAAUUCCGUCAAACAGCUUCAAGUUGACAUAUUCCUGAUUGUAAGUUUGAGUUUUGCACAUGAGGUAUGUUUGCUUGGCAUAUAGUCACAAUACUAGCACCUUCCAGUGUGUUCUCAGUUUAUGUUUGUCUUAAAUUUAACAACCUUUCGAGCUUUCGAUUACCUUUUGUUAGAUAAUAGGUUUGUUUUAAGUGAGAAAUCAAUGGAAUAAAUAACAUUGUGCUGAAGUUUAUUUACUUAUUGUGUCUACAUGUUCUAAGAGAUUAACUGCAGUAAUCAGUUUAUUGCUUGAUCUGCAAUAUACAUAGGUUGCAACUUCAACAAACAUGUGUCCUUAUAAUUAACAAAGCACAAGCAUGCUCAUAAUUGUAAGAUGUCACCUUCUUACCCAUUUUACAGUGACCAUUGCUUGCCUAAUUUGUAUGCAGCUAUGCAUCACGUAAACCAUGAUAUCCUCUAUAGACACAUAAUUAUGUUGGAACUCUUUCAUGAUACAUGUACAAUUUUCUUUGUUUUUCCUGCACAAGUAAAUAUUGCUUGCAUAAUGUGUUGUGCCAUUCUAUUCAAUUACUGCUUGUUCAAAUCUGUUGCUUAUAUAUGUCUUUACACUCUUUGCAGAUUCUAUAUGAAAGUAAUAUACAUUAACACUCUUUGUAAAUUCUACAUGAAAGUAAUAUCCGUGAUACAUGUACAAUUCUAAUGAUUGGAAAUGAAUGUUUUCCUGAUACAUGUACAAUUUCCAUUGUUUGUCCUGUAUGCAAAUAUUGCUUGCUUAAUGUGCUUGUGCAUUUCUAUUAAUUGCUACCUAUUCUGUUGAAUCUGUCCUUCCCAUAUGUUUUACACUUUUUGCAAAUCUUAUUAUGACAUUAAUGUACAUGGAAGCCCUUUUUAUCCUUGCUCUUCGCACUGUUAUAUGCUUUCUCCAAGCAUCACAACUCUAUUAUCAAGAUAUUUCUAUUUCCAGUUGGGAAUCUGCCAGGUUAUAACUGUAAGAUAUUUGAUGUGAAACUACAACUUACCGAGUUUGUUUAACUGGGUGAAAUGUAUCUCUUGGUAAAUCUGCAUGUAUUUCAGGCUGAUGGCCAAUUGCCAUUUGGCAGCUACUUUGGUGCAUAUGUUAUUGUUCUUUAUAUGCCCCAAUAAAUUUUCAAUUAGAUAUCUAACCAUGCAAAAAUUGCUAGUGCAUACAUCUAUCAUACAAACCAAAGCUACUUGCCCUUUUGUACCCCUGCAAAAUUUGAUGUUUUGUUUUUUGAAAUCCUUGCAGAGUUCCAGUGCAUUUUACUUUUGUCUGGAAGCCGCACUACUAGCCUACCAGGCUCGAAGAUCUGAAAACCUUAUACUUGAAAGCACUUGAGCAAAGUGCGCGGAAUGGUAACAGGGGAUGAUGAGGGCCUGAAGCACCUGUAAACAAGCUUGAAGAGCAUCACCAACCAUUUGGCUCGGAGUGGGAAGUGGGUCACCUGAAAUCAUCUCAAGCAUGACUUAUUCCACUGCACAAAAGACAGCCACUAUUACUACUACUAUUGCUGCUGAUCAGAAGAUGAGCUAAGUAUACCUUCUUAUGAGCUGUCGCUCUUGUUUGUUGGUGGUGGUAGACUUAGCUUCUUUGAUUGAUUGGCUCCAGAAUGAGUCAUUAUCAUCUUUAUGUGCUUGGUUGCCCAUGAAAGUCGGCGAGGUGCCGUGGAAGGAAUGGCGACGAAAUCAGGUGGUUUAAUGCCAAACUACCAAUGAAUCCACAGAAUCUUGACAAAAAUCAGGUAGUGUAAUGCCAGACCAUCAAUCAAUUCGCUCGAUAGCGAUAGAGUGUUCUCGUCUCGAAGAUUAAGUGGAGAUUCUGACCAAUGGAGCUGCACUUUCCUACAUGAAUCUCUGUAAGUACUAAAAAAGUCAUCUCAGCUUUGCUGCAUAUUUUACUAGUAUCAUUGGUGGUGAGAAGAUAAGUGAACAUCUUCAUUGACGUGCAUAAGCAUGUGGGCUGGGAUGCAAUAAGAGAAAACAUUAACCCACGCAGGGGAUUUCAUUUCA
Molecule: messenger RNA, 4413 nt
Organism: Dioscorea cayenensis subsp. rotundata (Guinea yam)
Lineage: Eukaryota; Viridiplantae; Streptophyta; Magnoliopsida; Dioscoreales; Dioscoreaceae
Product: pentatricopeptide repeat-containing protein At1g09900-like
Exons: 2
Coding region: 328-2004 (558 amino acids)
Molecular function (GO): protein binding
Source: RefSeq, a predicted model, not a curated record